This is a messenger RNA of Symphalangus syndactylus (siamang), 8959 nucleotides long. It is a transcript of the gene CEP70, whose product is annotated as centrosomal protein 70. Gene Ontology annotation, cellular component: centrosome. Gene Ontology annotation, biological process: cilium assembly; regulation of microtubule cytoskeleton organization. Gene Ontology annotation, molecular function: gamma-tubulin binding. The record is from RefSeq and is a predicted model, not a curated record. Lineage: Eukaryota; Metazoa; Chordata; Mammalia; Primates; Hylobatidae.
CAAAGAGGGGAUGGUCCUCGACGCGCUCGGGCUCGAUUGGCCGCCCUCCCCCGGCGGCGGUAACGGUCGCGGAGGCGGGGCCUGACGUAGCUGAUCCCAGCCUGGCCUGGCCGGGCUGGCUGCUGGUGGGAGGCGGCAACUGAGUAAGAUGAAGAUCCAGUUUCAGAAAUGAGACUCGUUGGGUGAUCAUUUCAUUGAGAUCAACCUGAAUGACCAGGUGUAAAGUGCAAGAGUAAUAUGCUAUGACUGAGGCAACUCAAAUUUUUUAAUUGCCACUUUCUGUUUCUUUUGAUUCUACAAAAGUAACUAUGUUUCUGGUAGCCCCUAAACCCCAGGAUUCCAAUCAACCAUCAAACAGACUCAUGACUGAAAAACAGCAGGAAGAAGCAGAAUGGGAAAGCAUAAAUGUGCUAUUGAUGAAGCAUGGCUUAAAACCUUUGUCUCUAGUCAAAAGAACAGAUCUCAAAGAUCUCAUCAUUUUUGACAAACAGUCAUCACAAAGGAUGAGACAGAAUUUGAAAUUGCUGGUGGAAGAAACAUCACAUCAACAGAACAUGAUACAGGAGCUUAUAGAAUCUAAUCAACAGCUUAGAAAUAAACUUCAGCUAGAGCAAAGCCGAGCAGCCAAUCAAGAACAACGAGCUAAUGACUUGGAACAAAUUAUGCAGAGUGUGAAAUCCAAAAUUGGUGAAUUGGAGGAUGAAUCACUAAAUAGGGCUUGCCAGCAACAGAAUAAAAUAAAAGAUCUUCAAAAGGAGCAGAAAACUUUACAGGUGAAGUGCCAGCAUUAUAAGAAAAAACGAAUGGAGCAACAAGAAACUAUUGCUUCUUUGCAAAUGGAAGUCUGUAGAUUAAGAAAGGAGGAAGAAGAUCGCAUUGUCACUCAAAACAGAGUGUUUGCCUAUCUGUGCAAAAGAGUUCCUCAUACCGUCUUGGAUAGACAGUUGCUUUGUCUAAUUGAUUACUAUGAAUCUAAAAUUAGAAAAAUUCAUACACAAAGGCAAUAUAAAGAAGAUGAAAGUCAGUCAGAAGAAGAAAACGACUACAGAAAUCUGGAUGCCUCACCAACUUAUAAAGGCCUUUUAAUGUCAUUACAGAAUCAACUCAAGGAAUCAAAAUCUAAGAUUGAUGCACUUUCAAGUGAAAAGCUGAACCUCCAAAAAGAUUUGGAAACCAGGCCCACACAGCAUGAAUUAAGACUUUAUAAACAGCAGGUGAAGAAACUGGAAAAAGCCCUUAAGAAAAACAUCAAAUUACAGGAGCUUAUUAGUCAUAAGAAGGCUGAAGACACAGAGAAGAAAGAUGAGCCCAGCAAACAUAAUCAGCAACAGGCCCUAAUUGACCAGAGAUACUUUCAGGUGCUGUGUAGCAUCAAUUCAAUUAUCCACAAUCCAAGAGCUCCAGUAAUAAUUUAUAAACAGAGCAAAGGGGGAGCCCAAAAUUUUAAUAAAGAUCUUGUUCAAGAUUGUGGAUUUGAGCAUCUUGUUCCUGUAAUAGAAAUGUGGGCAGAUCAGCUGACAUCCUUAAAGGAUUUGUAUAAGUCUUUGAAAACACUAUCUGCAGAACUGGUACCUUGGCAUAAUUUGAAGAAGCAGGAUGAAAAUGAAGGUAUCAAAGUUGAAGAUUUGUUGUUUAUAGUAGAUACUAUGUUGGAAGAAGUUGAAAAUAAGGAAAAGGACAGCAAUAUGCCAAACUUUCAAACUUUGCAAGCUAUUGUUUCUCACUUCCAAAAGUUAUUUGAUGUGCCUUCUUUAAAUGGAGUCUAUCCCCGAAUGAAUGAAGUUUAUACUAGGCUUGGAGAAAUGAACAAUGCUGUGAGAAACCUCCAAGAACUCUUAGAAUUAGAUAGUUCAUCCUCAUUGUGUGUGCUGGUAAGCACUGUUGGAAAACUCUGUAGGCUGAUUAAUGAAGAUGUGAAUGAGCAGGUUAUGCAGGUAUUAGGACCUGAAGACCUCCAGAGCAUUAUCUACAAAUUGGAAGAACACGAGGAAUUUUUCCCAGCAUUUCAGGCAUUUACUAAUGAUCUACUUGAAAUCUUAGGGUGAACCUUCCUUGGGCAACUUGUACAUCCUUGCUGCAUUUUAUGAAAAGGUUAAAGAACUAGAAAAGCAAGAGCAAACUGAACCCAAAAUUUGUAGAAAAAUAAUAAAGAUAAACACAGGAAUAUAUGAAUUAGAAAUGAAGAAAACAAUACAAAAAAUCAAUGAAACAAAAGUUGGUUUUUUGAAAACAUAAAAUUCACAAAACCUUUAGUCAGACUAACAAAGGAAGACUCAAAAUCAGAGGUGAUAAAAGACAUUACAACUGAUACUGCAGAAAUUUAAAGGAUUAUUAGUGGCUACUGCAAGCAACUAUAUGCCAAUAAAUUGGAAAAUCUAGAGGAAAUGGAUAAAUUCCUAGACCCAUACAACCUCCCAGGAUUGACCUAUGAACAUGAAAUCCAAAACCUGAACAAACCAGUACAAGUAAUGAGAUCUGAGCUGUAAUAAGUCUCCCAGUAAAGCCUGAGAACCAAUGGCUUCACUGCUGAAUUCUACCAAACACUUAAAGAAGAACUAAUACCAAUUCUACUCAAAUUAUUCUGAAGAAUGGAGAAGGGAGUACUUCCAACCUCAUUCUGUGAGGCCAGUAUUACCUUGAUAGCAAAACCAAAGACACAUCAAAAGAAAACUAGGCCAGGUGUGGUGGCUUCACACCUGUAAUCCCAGCACUUUGGGAGGCUGAGACAGGUGGAUCACUUGAAGUCAGGAGUUUGAGACUAGCCUGGCCAUCAUGGGGAAACCCUGUCUCUACAAAAAAAUGCAAAAAUUAACCAGGCAUGGUGGUGUGCACCUGUAGGCCCAGCUACUCGGGAGGCUUAGGUGGCAAAAAAAAAACAAACUACAGGCCAGUAUCUCUGACGAAUAUUGAUGGAAAAAUCCUCAACAAUAGCAAACUAAAUUUAACAACACAUUAAAAAGAUCAUUCAUCAUGAUAAAGUAGGAUUUAUCCCAGGGAUGCAAGGAAGAUUCAACAUAAGCAAAUCAAUGUGAUACAUCAUAGCAACAGAAUGAAGGGCAAAAACCAUAUGAUCAUUUCAACUGAUACUGAAAAAGCAUUUGAUAAAGUUCAAAAUCCCUGCAUGAUUAAAAAGAAAACCCUCAAAACACUGCGUGUAGAAGGAACAUACCUCAACAUAAUAAAAGCCAUAUAUGACAGACUCACAGCUAGUAUCAUACUGAAAGGGGAAAAACUGAAAGCCAUUUCUCUAAGAUCUGGAACAUAACAAGGAUGCCCACUGUUAUUCAAAAUAGUAGUAGAAGUCCCAGCUAGAGCAAUUAGACAAAAAAGAGCAUCCAAACUGGAAAGGGAGAAGUCAAAUUAUUAUUAUUUGCAGAUGAAUAUGUUAUUUGGAAAACCUAAAGACUCCACCAAAAAACUAGAACCAAUACAUUCAGUAAAAUUGCUGGAUACAAAAUCAACUUACAAAAAUAAGUAGACUCUGCCUCUCCUUCCCCCUCCCCCUCCCCCUCAUCUCGACGGAGUUUUGCUCUUAUCGCCCAGACGGGAGUGUAAUGGCACAGUCUCGGCUCACUGCAACCUCUGCCUCCCAGGUUCAAGUGAUUCUCCUGCCUCAGCCUCCUGAGUAGCUGGGAUUACAAGCACCCACCACCAUGCCCAGCUAAUUUUUGUACUUUUACUAGAGACUGGGUUUCACCAUGUUGGCCAGGCUGGUCUUGAAUGCCUGACCUCAGGUGAUCCACCCACCUCGGCCUUCCAGAGUGCUGGCAUUACAGGCAUGAGCCACUGUGCCAGGCCAAAAAAUAAGUAGACUUUCUAUAUGCCAAUACUAAACAAUCUGAAAAAGAAAUUGGAAAUUUACUCUUGUAAAUCCCAUUUACAAGAGUCACAAAUACAAUUAAAUAGGGAUUAACUGAACCAAAGAUGUGAAACAUCUCUACGAUGAAAACUAUAAAACACCUAUGACAGAAAUUGAAAAGGACUCCAGAAAAUGGAAAGAUAUUCCAUGUUCAUGGAUUGGAACAAUUAAUAUUGUUAAAAUAUCCGUACUACCCAAAGCAAUCUACAGAUUCAAUGCAAUCCCUAUCAAAAUACCAGUGACAUUCUUCAUAGAAAUAGAAAAAACAAUGCUAAAAUAUAUUAUGGAACCAUAGAAGACCCAGAAUAGCCAAAGCUAUCCUGAGCAGAAAGAACAAAACUGGAAGAAUCACAUUUCCUGACUUCAAAUUAUGCUACAGAGCUAUAGUAACCAAAACAGCAUGGUACUGGCAUAAAAGCAGACACAUAGACCAAUGGCACAGAAUAGAGAUCACAAAAACAAAUCCACACACCUACAGUGAACUCAUUUUUGAUAAAGGUGCCAAGAAGAUACACUGGGAAAAGAUAGUUUCUUCAAUAAAUGGUGCUCAGAAAACUGGAUAUCCAUAUGCAAAAGAAGGAAAAUCAACCCCAAACUCUCACCUUAUACAGAAAUGAAAUAAAAACGAAUUAAAGACAAAUCUAAGACCUCAAAACUAUGAAACUACUACAAGAAAACAUUGGGGAAAAUCUCUAAUACAUUGGCGUGGACAAAGGUUUCUUGAGUAAUAUCCCACAAGCAGAAGCAACCAAAGCAAACAUGGACAAGUGAGGUCACAUCAAGUUAAAAAGCUGCUCCACGGCAAAGGAUACAGUCAACAAAGUGAAAAACAACCCACAAAAUGGGAGAAAAUAUUUGCAAACUACCCUGUUGUGGGAAGUCAGGGACCCUGAACAGAGGGAAUGGCUGGAGCUGCGGCAGAGAAAUAUAAAUUGUGAAGAUUUCAUGGACAUUUACCAGUUCUCAAAUAAUACUUUCAUAAUUUCUUACACCUGUCUUACUUUAAUCUCUUAAUCCUAUUAUCUUCAGAAGCUGAGGAUGUACGUCACCUCAGGGCCACGAUGAUAAUUGUGUUAACUGUACAAAUUGUAAAACAUGUAUUUGAACAAUAUGAAAUCGGUGCACCUCGAAAAGGAACAAUAACAGUGAUUAUCAGGGAACAAGAGAAGACAGCCAUAAGGUCUGACUGCCUGCAGGGUUGGACAAAAUGGAGCCAUACUUUUCUUCUUGCAGAGAGCUUGUAAAUGGACCUGCAAGUAGGGAAGAUAUCGCUAAAUUCUUUUCCUAGCAAGGAAUAUUAAUAAUUAAUACCCUGGGGAAGGAAUGCAUUCCUGAGGGAGGUCUAUAAACGGCCGCUCUGGGAGUGUCUGUCUUAUACAGUUGAGAUAAGGACUGAAAUACACCCUGGUCUCCUGCAGUACCCUCAGGCUUACUAGGGUGGGGAAAACCCCUGCCCUGGUUAAUUUGAGGUCAGACUAGUUCUCUGCUCUCGAACCCUGUUUUCUGUUGUUUAAGAUGUUUAUCAAGACAAUACGUGCACUGCUGAACAUAGACUCUUAUCAGUAAUUCUGCUUUUGCCCUUUGCCUUGUGAUCUUUGCUUUUGCCCUUUGUCUUGUGAUCUUUGUUGGACCCUUAUCAGGAGUUUUUGAUUUUAUCCUUAGAAGCAUGUGAUCUUUGUUUUCCUUUUUGCCCUUUGAAGGAUGUGAUCUUUGUGACCUACUCCCUGUUCUUACACCCCCUCCCCUUUUGAAAUCCUUAAUAAAACUUGCUGGCUUUAAGGCUCAGGUGGGCAUCACGGACCUACUGAUAUGUGAUGUCACCCCCGGAGGCCCAGCUGUAAAAUUCCUCUCUUUGUACUCUUUCUCUUUCUCAGCCGGCUGACACUUAGGGAAAAUAGAACCUAUAUUGAAAUAUUGGGGGUGGGUUCCCCCGAUACUACCCAUCUGACAAGGGAUUAAUAACCAGAAUAUAUAAGCCGUAUGUCCAAACACCUCUACAGGAAAAAAAUCUAAUCCAAUUAAUGGGCAAAAGAUUUGAAUAGACAUUUGUCAAAAAAGAAGUGAUAAAUGGCAAACAGGCAUAUGAAAAUGUGCUCAACAUCACUGAUCAUCAGAGAAAUGCAGAUCAAAACUACAAUGAGGUAUCAUCUUACCCUAGUUAGAAUGGCUUUUAUCCAUAAGACAGGCAAUAAUAAAUGCUGGUGAGGAUGUGGAGAAAAGAGAACCCUUGUAUACUGCUGGUGGAAAUUUAAAUUAGUACAACCACUAUGGAGAACAGUUUAGAGGUUCCUCAAGAAACUGAAAAUAGAGCUGCUGUAAGAUCCAGCAAUCCCACUGCUACAUAUCUACCCAAAAGAAAGGAAAUCAGUAUAUCAAAGAGAAAACCUGCACUCCCAUGUUUGUUCACAGUAGCCAAUAUUUGGAAGCAACUUACUUAAAGUAUCCAUCAACAGAUGAGUGGAUAAAGAAAAUGUGGUACUCAUACACAAUAGACUACUAUUCAGCCUUAAAGAGAAUGAGAUCUUGUCAUUUGCAACAUUGAUGGAACUGGAAGAUCAUUAUGUUAAGUGCAACAAGCCAGGCACAGAAAGACAAACAUCACAUGUUCUCAUUUAUUUGUAGGAUCCAAAAUCAAAAUGAUUAAAUUCAUGGGUGGUUACCAGAGGCUGGAAAGGGUAGUGGGGGUGAGGGUGGAGGGGAGGUGGGGAUGGUUAAUGGGUAUUAAAAAAUAGAAUGAAUAAGACCUACUGUUUGAUAGCCCAACAGGGUGACUAUAGUCAAAAUAAUUCAGUUGUACAUUUUAAUAUAACUAAAAGUAUAAUUCGAUUGUUUGUAAAACAAAGGAUAAAUACUUGAGGAGAUGGCUACCCCCAUUUUCCAUGAUGUGAUUGUUACACAUUGCAGACCUGUAUAAAAAUAUCUCAUGUACUCCAUAAAUAUAUAUACCUAUGUACCUGCAAAUAUUGAAAAUUAAAAAUUAUUGGCAGUAUCAAAGUUUGCAUGUAUCUCCAAAAAAAUUAUUACAGGAAAUUGCUGUGAGACGAUUUGGAAAGAAAUGCAAUUUAAAAAUUAAUGUAAAUUUUGUCAGCUGGCUUAAGAGCCUGUGGUUAAGACUUAGUUUAAAACAGAAGUUUUCAAACUCUUCUUCAGAGGGCUAGGGCUUUAUUGAAGGUGCCUCAAGGGCCACUGAGAAGGAUAGUGCCACUAAUAGAAAUAGCUUUAGGCUUUCCCUAUCAGAUCCACUUUUAUCCAAUUUCUAUUAUUAAAAAUAUAAGAAUAGUGCAGUUAUUGUUUAACAAUAUUUAUUUAAAAUGUAAAAUGUUGAUUUUAAAACAAUUUUAUUGAUGUAUCCUUGACAUAUAAUAAACUGUACAUAUUCAAAGUAUACACACAAUUUGAUAAGUUCUGAUAUAUACACCUGUGAAAUCAUCACCACAAUCUUAACAGACAUACUCAUCAUUCCAAAAGUUUUCUUUGCCCCUGGUAAUCCUUCCCCAUCUUCUCCCCUCCCUCCUAUUAUCCUGACUUUUAUCACUUCCUUGGUUUUUUUUUUUUUUCCAAAUAGCUCUGCCACUUUUGUGUGUCUGUAUAUGCCUAAACCAAUGUAGUUUUGACUGUUUUUAUAAAACUGGAAUCAUAUUGUGUAUAUUAAAAAUAUUUAUUUUGGGGCAACCUGCUCGGGUCCCCUUCCACACUGUGGAAGCUUUGUUCUUUCGCCCUUUGCAAUAAAUCUUGCUACUGCAAAAAAAAAAAAAAAAAUUUAUUUUGUUCAGUAUUACGUUUGUACUGUGCAUCCAUGUUGUUUUUGUUAGGUCCAGGUCAUUUGUUUUCAUUGCUCUAUAGUAUUCCAUCUAUGAAUAUUCCACAAUUCAUUUGUUCUACUAGAAGUUGGCAUUUGGGUCAUUUUCAGUUCUUGGCUACUGUGAAUAGUACUGCUAUCAACGUGCAUCGUCAUACACUUGUAUGCAAGUUUUCUAGAGUAUAUAUCCAGAACUGAGAUAUAAACAACUGGGUCAUAGGGGAAACAAAGGGGAAAUGUGCAUAGCCAUACAGGCCGUGUACUACUGUACAACUUGAGGCAGUAGCAUUUCUAUAGAUAACGACGUGAAUGAAGCUUCUGGAGGUGUACAGAGUGGUGACUUUGGUGGGGAAUGUUAUCUUCAACUUUAGGAGAAAAAUGCAAAACUAUUUUCCAAAGUGGUUGUACCCAUUUAUACUCCUCCCACAGCAAUGUAUGAAACCUCCCACUUUUCCACAUCCUUUGUGCCAAUGUAUAGAGCUAUUAUUGUCAUUUUAAUAUUUAUUUCCCUGAUCACUAAUGAAGUUAAGCAACUUUUCAUUUGUUUAUUAGACUUUUGUGUGUCAUUUCUGAAGUGCUUCUGUGUCUUUUGCCCAUUUUUCUAUUGGAUUGACUUAGUAAUUUGUAAAAGUUACUUAUAUAUUCUGGACAUGAGCCCUUUGACAGUUAUAUGUGUUACAAAUGUCUUCUUCCAUUCUGCGACCUGUCUUUCCAUUUUCCCACAGUAUUUUUUGUUGUUGUUUUUUGUUUUUUGAGACAUGCAGUGGCAGGAUCUCAGCUCACUGCAACCUCCGCCUCCCAGGUUCAGGUGAUUAUCCUGCCUCAGCCUCCUGAGUAGCUGGGACUACAGGCGCGUGCCACCAUGCCUGGCUAAUUUUUUGUAUUUUUAGCAGAGGUGGGGUUUCACUGUGUUAGCCAGGAUGGUCUCCAUCUCCCCACCUCGUGAUCCGCCUGCCUCGACCUCCCAAAGUGCUGAGAUUACAGGUGUGAACCACUGUGUCCAGCCCUCCCAUAGUGUUUCGUUUUUUUUUUUUUUUUUUUAAAGAGAUGGGAUCUCGGCCGGGCGUGGUGGCUCACGCCUGUAAUCCCAGCACUUUGGGAGGCCGAGGCGGGUGGAUCACGAGGUCAGGAGAUUGAGACCAUCUUGGCUAACACAGUGAAACCCCGUCUCUGCUAAAAAUACAAAAAAUUAGCCUGGCAUGGUGGCACGCGCCUGUAGUCCCAGCUACUCAGGAGGCUGAGGCAGGAAAAUCAGUUGAACCUGGGAAGUGGAGGUUGCAGUGAGCUGAGAUCACACCACU